This is a messenger RNA of Pestalotiopsis fici W106-1, 1521 nucleotides long. RefSeq lists its product as uncharacterized. Gene Ontology annotation, biological process: ferulate metabolic process; cinnamic acid catabolic process. The transcript has a single exon. Gene Ontology annotation, molecular function: carboxy-lyase activity. Gene Ontology annotation, cellular component: cytoplasm. The record is from RefSeq and is a predicted model, not a curated record. NCBI's taxonomy places the organism in Eukaryota, Fungi, Ascomycota, Sordariomycetes, Amphisphaeriales, Sporocadaceae. Bases 1 to 1521 code for a protein of 506 amino acids.
AUGGUUGUUGAACUCUUGCCUCACGAGACAACCAAGACUUCGGCGGAGAACCUUCGGCGCUUCAUCCAGGAGCUUCACGAUGAGAGUGACCUCGUCUCUGUCAAUGUGGAGGUAGACCCAGAUUUCGAGGUUGCUGCCAUUGCGCGCAGAGUAUACGAGACUGGAGACAAAGCUCCGCUCUUUAACAACCCCAAGGGCUGGGAGGGCAACGGCCUAUUUCGAAUCCUGUGCGCACCCGUGGGCGCCAGCCGCCUGCCCGGUAGACGAUUUAUCAGAAUCGCAAAGUCGCUCGGCCUGCCAUCGACUGCCAGCGGCCACGAAAUUAUCGACAAACUCAACACGACCAAGAGACUCCCCGGGGUUCCGCCAAAACAGGUUGCGUCUGGGCCAGUCAAAGACUUUAGGCUGCUGGGCGAUGAGAUUGACCUGACCAAACUGCCGAUUCCGUACCUGCACCAAGACGAUGGCGGAAGGUUCUUGCAGACUUUUGGCAUGUACGUCGUCAAGAGUCCCGAUGGCUCUUGGGUGAAUUGGUCAAUCACGCGUAGCAUGCUGCACGGCAAGCGAUCGCUAGUCGGACCCAUGAUGCCGCGACAGGACAUUGGAGUCAUCCGGCAGAUGUGGGCGGACCUAGGACAAGACAUGCCCUUUGCUCUGUGCUUUGGGGUACCGCCAGCAGCCAUCAUGGCGAGCGGGAUGCCGCUGCCAAAGGGCGUCAACGAGACGGACUAUAUUGGCGCCUUGACGGGGACUCCCGUCGAGGUGAUCCAAUGCGAGACGAGUGACAUUCUCGUGCCGGCAGACGCGGAGAUUGUGUUUGAGGGAGCCGUAUCCCGCACCGAGACUGCCAGUGAAGGUCCAUUGGCCGAGUAUCAUGGGCUCAUUUUCCCUGGAGAAUCCAAACAUUGUCCAGUCCAAACUAUUAAUGCCAUAACGUACAGAAAGGAUCCCAUUCUGCCCAUUUGUGUGACCGGCAGAGCCCCAGAGGAGAGCGAGACGGUCUGGGGCUUGACAAUUACUGCCGAGGUCUUGAGCAUUUGCCAACAAGCUGGACUCCCCAUCACAAUGGCUUGGAACCCUUUCGAGUCGCAUUGUAUGUGGUGGGUGUUGCAGGUGGACAGACGGCGGCUACGGGCACUCAAAACUAACAUGGAGGACUUUAGCCAAAAGGUCGGUCACACUGUCUUUGGUUCAAAGCCAGGCUACUAUAUCCCCACGGUAUACUUGGUUGGGGAUGACAUUGACCCAACUAAUCUGAAGGAUGUUAUAUGGGCGGCAUCGGGACGUUGUCAGCCCCGGGAAAAUGAGUUCUUCUUUGACCAGUAUCCCAACAUAGGUCUAAUCCCAUACGUGUCACAUGGUGGCAAAGUUGGAGAGCAUCACACCAAAGUGGUCCGCUGUUGCCUGUUCCCAGAGGAAUUUUCGCAAGAAAUCAUGUGGAGGGAGGCUUCUUUCCGUCGAGGAUAUCCCGUCGAGGUUCAAGAAAAGGUUGAGAAGCAAUGGAUUAGCUAUGGUUUCUAG